Messenger RNA from Solea senegalensis (Senegalese sole), 962 nucleotides. Its product is annotated as protein-glutamine gamma-glutamyltransferase E-like. Gene Ontology annotation, molecular function: protein-glutamine gamma-glutamyltransferase activity. The coding region runs from base 1 to 468 and encodes 155 amino acids. Gene Ontology annotation, biological process: peptide cross-linking. The record is from RefSeq and is a predicted model, not a curated record. The transcript is spliced from 4 exons. Lineage: Eukaryota; Metazoa; Chordata; Actinopteri; Pleuronectiformes; Soleidae.
AUGAGGGUGUUGACACUCCGUCACACCAUCCCUCCAUCCGAGUACGAGUCGUUCGUGUCGUCUGACGACAUAGUGAAUGUUGCAGUGGUGAUGAAGGACAUGGUGACUGAAGAAAGAGUCCUGGAGACACUGGAGUUCAACAUGACUUCACCAAAGAUAACCAUAGAGGUCGAAGGAGGGGACAGCAUCCAGGUGAGGAUGGAGCACACAGCCCGCGUGUCCUUCACCAACAUAUUUAGCAAGGCUCUGAAUGGAGCUGUGCUCACUGUGGAGGGAUCUGGCCUGUUAAAGGACAAACAGGUAGAGAGACUGACUUGUCUAAAGCCCGGUGAGAAGAUUGAGAAGACAGUGUCCUUCACGGCCAAUUCAACCGGCACCAAAGUGCUGAUGUCCACAUUCUCACACGGCGGAAGCCCCACUGUCGUUUCCAGGGGUUUCCACAAAGUCAAAGUCACGGCUGCAUCAUAAGGAGAAGACAAACAGUAUGUCCUUCCAAACAUGUUAAACCUCCUGACUACAUAAGACCAAUCAAGCCUUUGGGACCAGUGAUAUCUUUACACUUACUAGCCUACAAUGCUUUGUGAUUUUUCUUCUUCUGUGAUUAUUAUCAGCAUUACUGUUUUGGCGUCUCAUGCUCAAAUUGUUGUUCGCUUGAUUGAGCUCGAAGCAUGACACUAUCAGACUCGUACAGAGGUGUGUUUGCAUGUGCCCUAAAUGUACUCGCACCAUCCACUUAUAUAAAAUCCUCUGUCCUACUGAUUAUGAAACGUAUUAAUGUCAAAUGUAAAUGGACAAUCAAGUAUCUAAAUAUUUAAUUCAAGUUGUAUCGGAAGCCCGCGGCCAAGAGAAAAGGAAUUGGGCUUGUAACUUUAGGGUUGCUGGGUAAAAUACCAAGGGUAGUGGUGCCCCUAAGCAAGGCACCCAAUCCCCCAUUGCACCCUGGGUGCAGAUAAGUGCUGUCC